This is a messenger RNA of Diuraphis noxia (Russian wheat aphid), 3560 nucleotides long. It is a transcript of the gene AMPdeam, whose product is annotated as AMP deaminase. NCBI's taxonomy places the organism in Eukaryota, Metazoa, Arthropoda, Insecta, Hemiptera, Aphididae. Gene Ontology annotation, molecular function: AMP deaminase activity. Gene Ontology annotation, cellular component: cytosol. The record is from RefSeq and is a predicted model, not a curated record. Gene Ontology annotation, biological process: IMP salvage; AMP metabolic process.
CAUGGUCGAGCGGUCGAGCAGUCCCGUACACCCGUGGGCCGUGAACCGAGCGGUAUCUAUAUGAAUAAAACAACGAUAGAUACGACAACCACAACAUUACAACAAUCACUCUAUUAUACCACAUGAAUUAAUUAAAUGACAUUGCAAUAUAMUAUUAUAACAUUAUUGAUCAUAAUGUCACGUUGAUUACCGCCGUCGAACCAUCGGAACAGACGCGUCGACAACACCAGCACCGUGUACGGGGACGGAAUCCUGUUCUAGUGGCGACGUCUGUCGUCUGUCUGUACGGCGUGUUAAACAAACGAUAUAAGCGUACCGCGGAAAAAGGUGUCGCCUGGCCCGUAUGGUUAUUGAUUUGGUCCGAACGUUUGUUCGCGUUACCGAACAGUAAUUAGUAGGUACCCAUACACAGACCAAAACCGUUGUCUCUAAGUUGACGAAUGUACGCGAGGGUAAAAAUCCGGAUGACAAUCACAAGUGCACGAUAUAAUAGAUUUCGGAUUGUAAAGAUAAAUCACUUGUGCAGUGGUCGUGCGUCGUUUUAGUUAAAAUGUCCACGUUAACUGCUACCAAGAAGACGAAUAUAGAAGAUGAUGCUGCACUUCUAUCUACAGUAACUACUAACAGCAUGUUAAACCAACUAAGAGCAGACUCUGAUUAUGACGAAGAAGACGACGAAUUAACGACAAGACCCACACCUACUGGUAGUCCUCCUCCAGUAUCGGUGACCACUGCUAAUUCUGCCGACAGCGACGACGAUGAAAUAAUGGCUUCAUCUCCGCCACCACAAUCUUCCUCCACUGGUUUACCUGGUGGUAAUAUGACUCCAGCAACUGGUGCACCACCACCAGAUCAAGCAUCUGCAGGCGGUGGUACGUCAUCGUAUCAUAUACCACAGUUCCCCAUCGAACGCAUAGAAAGCAAAAUGGCAGCCAUUAGUAGCAGUCUGGCAAAAGAAAUGGACGAAAAACGAGCUGCCGCAGCAGCUUUAGGAUACCCACAGUCGACUAUGAACAAAGAUGAUCGACAGUUGUAUGGAGAUGGUGUAACAAUUUCAGCACCAUCGUCAACCAUUGCGGGAAUCGAUAAACAACUAUCAUCGUCCGCUGGUGCACAGUGGCAACAAAAUCUAACAGAAGACAACGAAGGGCAAUAUGAUUUUGUGCCACAUUUUCAACGMGUUAGCAUUGGUGGAGAAGAUAACAAUGGGGUCCCUUUGGAAGAUUUGCACUGGGCAUCGCAACAACUCAUGGAAGCGUUACACAUUAGAGAACGUUAUAUGCGAGUGUCCCAUCAAUCUUUCCCGAACAUCACGUCGAAGUUUUUCCACAAAAAGCACCCCAAGCCGCAAGGGGGGGAUCCAUCCUCGCCGUCGUCGGGCAACGCUUCGGUGCUACACUCGUCAGACAGCGUUACCGACGUGUCCGCUGGCGGCGACUCGAACAACAAAUCGGAAAUCAGACAGCCGUAUCCAAGAGCCCGAGUGAUCAAGCACGAAGACCGCCAAUCAAUCGCCGAUAUCCGGAAACGAGUCUCUGUUUCUGAUCUAGGAACGCAACAAUCUAGGAAAUCGUCAUAUAAUCCGUGGGCUGACCGACGAAGUUCAACCAUGGACGACGCGUUUACCGACCAACUAUUAUUCGACAUUGCGUACUGCCAAUACGACCAUCCGGUACAUCCACCAGCAAGUGUUGGUGACCCGUGGCAGUGCGACUUUCCACCAUCGUUGGGCUUCACGAUCCGUGCGCGGGAUGGCGUAUUUCAAUUGUACAGCAGUCCGGACUCUGAGACUCCAGUUCAAGGAUUCCCGUAUCCAAAUUUGGAGACAUUUUGUCGGGACAUGCAACGGCUGUGCACAAUGAUAUCUGACGGUCCACUAAAAUCAUUUUGUUAUCGUCGGUUGUCGUAUUUAUCAUCAAAAUUCCAGUUGCAUGUGCUACUAAACGAACUAAGAGAACUUGCGUCACAGAAAGCUAUUCCGCAUCGUGAUUUCUACAAUAUAAGAAAGGUCGAUACCCAUAUACAUGCUGCAUCGUGCAUGAAUCAAAAACAUUUGUUAAGAUUCAUUAAGAAAACUYUAAAAAAUCAUUCAGAUGAAGUGGUGUCUGCUGGUGGUAUGACACUUAAACAGGUUUUUGAAUCGAUGAAAUUAACAUCGUAUGACUUGACCGUCGAUAUGUUGGAUGUACACGCAGAUCGCAACACGUUUCACAGGUUUGACAAAUUUAAUUCCAAAUAUAACCCUAUUGGAGAAUCUCGUCUCAGAGAAGUAUUCUUGAAAACCGACAAUUAUACUGGUGGUAAAUAUUUUGCUCGGGUAAUUAAUGAAGUAGCAGCUGACUUAGAAGAAUCAAAAUAUCAAAAUGCCGAACUCCGUUUGUCUAUCUACGGAAAGAGUCGUGAUGAAUGGGAYAAACUAGCCAAAUGGGCUAUUUCUAAUAAAGUGUAUUCUGACAAUGUUCGAUGGCUAGUUCAGAUUCCACGAUUGUUUGAUAUAUUUAGAUCAAACAAUAUCUUAGACAACUUCCAGCAGUUAUUAGACAAUGUAUUUUUGCCACUGUUUGAAGCCACCAAUGAUCCUAAUUCACAUCCAGAUCUCCAUAGAUUUUUACAACAUGUAGUCGGGUUUGAUAGUGUUGAUGAUGAGUCAAAACCAGAAAAUCCCUUUGUUGACAGAGAAGUUCCCAAACCAGCACAAUGGAAAGAAACUGAUAAUCCUCCUUAUGCAUAUUAUCAGUAUUAUAUGUAUGCCAACAUGACUGUACUCAAUCAUCUCAGAAUUAAACAAGGUUUCAAUACGUUUGUGCUAAGACCCCAUUGUGGUGAAGCAGGAGCUGUACAACAUUUAGUGUGUGGUUUUAUGAUGGCAGAAAACAUAUCACACGGACUGCUCCUAAGAAAAGUACCUGUACUUCAAUAUUUGUAUUAUGUUGCCCAAAUUGGUAUAGCCAUGUCACCUUUGUCAAACAAUUCAUUGUUUUUGAAUUAUCAUCGGAAUCCAUUACCCGAAUAUUUGGCUCGUGGUCUGGUCAUCAGUCUGUCGACUGACGACCCUCUGCAGUUUCAUUUCACCAAGGAACCAUUAAUGGAAGAAUACUCAAUUGCUGCACAGGUAUGGAAAUUAUCAGCAUGCGACAUGAGUGAAUUGGCUCGAAACUCUGUAUUGAUGUCUGGAUUUCCUCAUAGGAUCAAGCAGUACUGGCUGGGACCCAAUUACACUAAGGAGGGGGUGGCAGGAAAUGACAUAUCGAGGACUAAUGUCCCGGAUAUACGAGUGGCGUACCGUAACGAAACUCUUUUAGACGAGUUAGCGGUCAUAUUUGGCUCCAUGCCGACAAAUGCGACAACAAAUACAAACAGUGUAACAUCUACAGUGCCUAAUUAAUAGAUCUAGACAUAUUAGUUGUACUCGAUAGAUGACAUACAUUUUAUUCUAUAUUAUAAGACAUUGUAUUCCAUGAUUAGUUAUAAAUUAUAAUCAUAUUAUUAUUAUUAUCUAGAUAUUAUUAUUUUUGUGACUAUUGAAUUUAAACGUAUUAGGCAAGUCUAGUUAUAUUUAA